CCGCUGCCGACGGCGCCGAUCCCCUUACCAUCGCUGCGCAACGGUUCCACUAUCGGGAGCUCGAUAAAAUGCGGGAAAUUCGACUUCGUUUCGUUUCAACUUCUCUCAGUCGAAAUCUUGUUUUACCUCAUUUUUCUACUCCGAAACGGAAAAGAGAGAUGUGUUCUCGUUUGUCGUUAAAAGACACAAAUUUUCGAUUACACAAAACAUCAUUCUCAAUACUGAAUAUCUUUAGUUAAAUCAGAUACAGAACUAUAAAAACGAGCGUACAUAAAAUAUGGUAAACAGCCGCAUAAUGUAUGAAGAAAAUUUCUAAUUAGAUCACUUCUUCUUAAACAUGCUCGUGAGAAUUAAAAAUUCGCAGUCCUCUUAAUACAAGUAAAAUACUCGUCCAGUCAAGAAGAUUAUAGUAUUCACAGUAUUUAUAUAUACAUUGUAGCGUGCAUAUCGCCGAUUAUAACUGCAGACUUGUUUUUCUCAUUUUUUUCGUAAACAAAUUCUCUGGAAGAUUGCAACCGGUUCCAUCGAUACGAUGUAAACAGGCGAUUUGCUCGGUUGCAUCGGUAAUAUUCCUGCGUCGUGAGGCUGCACGUUUAUUGUUUGACGUAAUUCACUUAACUGGGUUCUAAAUAAACGGGAGUAGACACUAGCUGGUCCAUGCUACUAAUUUUCAUCGUUCACCGGUAUACAGUUUUAAGUAACGUAAUUUAUUACCCGCGAUUAUAUAUUCUUGCUGGUACUUUAUAAGGAAUUACAUUUCUUUUGUUAUAAAUGUCAACUGUUAUUGGCAAAUACAGGAACAUGAUAACGAACAUAAAGGCAUUCCCGCCAGUUACUUAUCUUAUGAACAAGUACGUGGGCGUUACGAUAGAUAGUCAUGUGGUUAAUAGAAGAAUUAAAACAACCUGUGAAGACUUGUACUAUAACCACAAUGUUACCGAAACGAACGCGACGGAUACGAAAAAUGUGGAAACGAGUAAAACGAACAAAACUGAAGAGGUAGUGAAACCAAAUUUGUAUACCGUAUGCAAUUUCACAGGUGAUAUCAUAGAUUGCGAUAAUAAAAAUUUAACGAACCACUUCGAAGACUCUCAAUGGCCAAAUAAAUCGAUGCCAAUAAUGUUGUUCAAAAACAAUUCAUUAGUUCACGUGAAAGCGUUCCCGAAAGUGGGAAUCAAGAAAUUGAUCUUGCAACAUAAUGAAAUUACAAGCAUCGAUGAUAGAGCUUUCAAACAGAUCAUCAAUCUCACCGAACUUGAUUUGAGUUAUAAUUAUCUUACGGGGGAAGCGUUGCGUCCGUCAGUAUUUGAGGGCAAGUUCUCUCCAUUCGCUUACGAGCCAUUAGAAAAGUUGGUGACCUUAAAUAUGGCUCAUAACAAGCUUCACUGGUUAAACCAGGACAUUUUCGAGCACAUGUCGAGCCUUAAAAUAUUGAAUCUAUCUGGAAAUCCAUUGACGAAUAUCGACGCACGUACUACCAUAGCGCUCUCCUCUCUUUCACAACUGGAAGAAUUGGACCUGAGCUAUUGCAACUUGACGACACUCCCGGAACAUCUAUUUCGCACGGCCAUACAUCUUAAGAAACUGAACAUAAGCGGGAACAAAUUUUUCAUCCCGCCGGCUUCACUGAACGAGGCACUGACGCUGGAAGUGCUUUACAUGGAUGAGAAUCCUAUUCAAAUAAUCAAUUCACAUCAGUCGUUCCCGAUAAUGCCAAAGCUGAAGGAGCUGAGCCUCUGCUGUAUGCCACAUUUGACAGUGGUCGGUGCAGGUUCCUUUUCAGGCUUGACCGGGCUCGAGCAUCUCCGAAUACAGAAUUGUCCGAAAUUGGAAUCAAUCAACGAGUACGCGCUUCCGUCUGAGAACAAUUCGCAACCGGUUUGGCCGCCGCUGAAGAGACUCGAUUUAUCGGAUAACGCCCUGCGAUAUUUGCCUCAGCGGUUCGUAGAAAAGUGGGACUUGCUCGAAGAAUUGGAUCUGAUGAACAACAAAUGGAGCUGCGAUUGCGAUAAUCAAUAUCUGAUCGGAACGUUGCUGCCGAAAUACGGAAGAAAACUGAUGAAGGAUGAAGUCGAUUCGCUCGUUUGCGCUUCGCCGCCGGAACACGAGGGCAGAAAUCUGACAUCUUUGUCCCAUCGAACGCUACGUUGCUUGGACCUGUACGGAGCGCGACCGGAAAGAGAUGCCACCAUACUUAUAGGCGUCUUGAUCGGUUUAUUGCUCGCCAUUCCAGUUUGCCUGACGGUCUUCGUCUUCUGGCGACGCGGUUUCUUCUUCUGCGGCAGGCAAAGCCCGGCCACUUUCUCGCGAGCCUUCUACAAUAGAGCGCGGACAGACUACGACGAAUUCGCGUAAUCAAACAGGAAUCGAGACUACUGAUACAGAUUUAAAAACAUUUUAAAGGUUUCGAAGCACAUUCAUGAGCAGGUGGCCAAUUGAUGCAAUUAUUACGAAGUUAAACGUGCAGAAUAACAUCAUAUUAAUAUCUUUCAAUAGUUUCUCUCUUAUUAUUUGCAUCGUUCGAUUAGAAGUGGGAGCUGUUUAUAUGUAUACAAUUUGCCAUGUUUCAAAUUUAUUUAACAAAGAUAUAAAGUCUAUCGCAACGCUGUACAGUAUUUUUAUCAGAGCUAAAGGUCUUUAAACUUGGAGAUUUAAGGUCUCGUGAUAAGAUACGAGAAUGAUAACAGGAGACAUUAUUAAGUGCUUUACUUGCAACAUUAUGAUAAAGAUCAAAUUCUUUAUAGAACACAGUUAUUUUUACAAUAUUAAUUCUGUUAAAUAUUAGA
Molecule: messenger RNA, 2786 nt
Organism: Ceratina calcarata
Lineage: Eukaryota; Metazoa; Arthropoda; Insecta; Hymenoptera; Apidae
Product: leucine-rich repeat neuronal protein 3
Exons: 7
Coding region: 772-2355 (527 amino acids)
Molecular function (GO): protein binding
Source: RefSeq, a predicted model, not a curated record